GGUCGUGCACGAACCUAUCGCGAAAGAAAUUAACGACGCGCGCGAUUGAUCGAUGCCGUGGCUGAGAUGCGCAUCGUGGCUGUGCCGCCGUCGCGCGACAGCCAAGACGUCGUUAAUCAAGUCGUCGAUUGACCGAGCGAAUAGGCGUGCGUGCGUGCGUGCGUGCGUGCGUGCGUAUUCCGGCGGACGGGACGGGACGGGGCGCACCUUCCCUCAAGCGAGCGCGAAGGGCGGAUAAGAGGAGAAAGGGAGAAGAAGACAGAGGAGGGAGCAAAAGCGAAUUGAAUUCCUGCGCUCGCGGCGGUAACGCAUCGUACAGUACCGGAACUGCAGCCUGAUAGACUGUCUGUUUUUCUUCAUACAAGAACGAGAGUGCGCGACGGUGAAUCGCGGAUGUUCGAGAGAGACGGACCGAAGGCGCGGAGUGGCAAGGAGAGAACAGACGAGAGAGAAACUGAGAAUAAGAGGGAUACGAGCGGAUGGAUUAGAUGAAGAGGAGACUACGUUUCGAUAGAGCCAGUAUAAACGCAAGGACAACGCGGAAUCCGGACGUACAACCGAUCGCGCCACCAUGGACGAAUGCAUGCUGAAUGAUUUGUUAGAGUGCUCGGUAUGCUUGGAGCGACUUGACACAUCCAGCAAGGUGCUGCCGUGCCAGCACACAUUUUGUAAGAAAUGCCUGGAGGAGAUUGUGAGCACCCAUCGCGAAUUGCGUUGUCCGGAAUGCCGCGUCCUCGUGGACGUCAAGGUGGACGAUCUACCGCCGAAUGUAUUGCUGAUGCGUAUCCUCGAGGGGAUGCGCAACGCUGCGCCAAAGAACCAGGUCAAGUCCGCGCUGCCAUCAUCAAGAUCCUCCUCGGGCGGCACCGCUGUACCUCAACGGCUAUUCGGUGGUCACCAGGUUGCUCCAAUGCCUAUCGUCACGGGCAAUCUCGCGCCUACCAUCGCCUCCGAACCAGCUGUGCGACAUUCCAAUGCUGCUGCUAAACAGGUGCACCUGCACAAUCAGGCAUACGGACGGGCGAUUUAUGACUAUGUCUCCAAGGUGCCAGGCGAUUUGAGUUUUAAAAAAGGUGACAUAAUCAUUCUUCGAAAGAAGAUUGACAACAAUUGGUAUUUUGGGGAAUGUGGCAAUAAUCAUGGUGUCUUUCCCCUAUCUUAUGUUCAGGUGAUGACGCCUUUGACACCGCAUGUACCUCAAUGUAAAGCGCUAUAUGAUUUUAGAAUGACAAAUGAUGACGAGGAUGGUUGUCUAACAUUUAACAAAGGGGAAGUUAUAAGCGUUAUCAGAAGAGUAGAUGAGAAUUGGGCAGAAGGUAAACUUUUGGACAGAAUUGGUAUCUUUCCACUAGCUUUUGUCGAGCUGAAUAGUGUUGCUAGAGCCUUGAUGAAAUUGUCAACUAAUGUACAGCCAGGGCCAUCAAGAGUAGCUCCGCCAACUCCGACGAACGAAGAAACUACACCAUUGAUACCAACCGAUCAUUCUCGUAAUGUGCAAACUGCAAGUCAGUCUCGACCGCAAUUGGUACAGGUAUCUGAUUCUGUCUCAAAUGUAUCAUCUGGUGGUAGCUCCACGACUACGACUCCGAACACACCUAACAGUUCGACCACGUCCAGCAGCUCCAGUACCGCUCCGAGCAGCCCUAGUAGUCCCGCGAUGUCGCCGCCCGCAGUCAGCAACAGACAUAAUGUUAAACGUCAUAGUUUCACUGCCGUCAAUACAGGUCAUCAUGCACAUCCCCAUCAUAGACAUAGUGCUGAAAUACUUAGUCCUCCAAUAGACAGUGCCCCUAAUAACGCCAAUAAUAGCGGAGGCAAUGAAUCAUUUUCUUCCUUACAAACCAGUGGUAGUUGCACAGAUCACAAUUUUCGUCACAGACGAAGCGGCAGUAGUGAUCUCGUUCUUGCCCAACCAUCGCAAAAUAUGCCCGCUGGUCAGACUACUAAUACAUCUAAUGCGACGCAUUUACCGGCGGCAUAUAUAGCGUUGUAUCCGUACAAACCUCAGAAAGCGGAUGAGCUCGAAUUGCGAAAAGGUGGGAUUUAUAUGGUGACAGAACGCUGUCAAGACGGAUGGUUCAAAGGCACGUCCAAUCGUACCCAGAAGUGUGGAGUUUUUCCCGGAAAUUAUGUUGCACCUGCUAACAGAUGUCAACGUGGAUUGUGCCGUGGAUCUCCAAACUCACCGAGUCAACAUCAAGGCUCGCUAUCGAAUACUGUAUCAAACGCCGACUCUCGCUUAACGGUGACAUAUACAAAGAACAAAGGUCCCGCGCCGCAGCCAUAUAAUCUUCGUGCACUGCCGCCACCUGAAUUACCGCCGCGUGCCAUCAGUCCAUCUACGACGACUGUGUCUUCGUCCUGGCACGGCGCCGCUCAGCCGAGUCAGGGACCGAGUCAAGAAACUAGUCCGCCCCGACACAACGAUCAGAGUACGACCGUCAACCCUCUUGGGCGCAGUCAUAGUGCGGUGAUGACAACAAAUAUUCCUUCCCCCGGUAAACAAAUCACCGUGUCAUCAUCGUUGCAACCCGCGACAGGUAUCAACAGCUCUAACAAUGGCUGCAGCAACGUUACUAUCUCCGCUCCUUCCUCUUCCGCAAGCGAUAUGAAUAGAAGUCCAAAUAAUACUUUGCGCGUAGCGGGUAGUAUCGCACCGUCGAAUGCAGCUGCAAUAGCAUCUAGAAUCACAGAAAAGCCGAAGGAAAAGAAAGAUAAGUGCGUCUCCUUAAUGCGGCGCUUGACCAAUAUUAAAAAAUCUAAAUCUCCUCCACCCGCAACAUACUCAAUGGAUAAUCCUGUAUUCGACGAUGGUAAUUCCGUCAACCCGAUGCACGUUCGAUCGGAGUCUUGCCCAAGUCAGUUGCUACAGGUGGUACCCACACAGGAAUUAAAUGCUUCAAACAGCCCACACCGCAUAUGUCCAGGCUCUGUGGGGCAAGGGCACAUUACAUCCUCACAGAGACUGAAAUACAAAGAGAGACCCUCCUUACCACUGUCAGUAACCCAGAGAUCCGGUGAAUCCAGUGCAAUGGUAUGCUCAACUGUUGGAAAUCAUCAUCGCAAGAGUAAUUCUCUAGAUGCUGGGAUGGGAAAGCAAAUGAAACAGCAAUCGUCGCGUGAUCGCCCAGGAUACAGAUUCCGUUGUAUUGUACCGUAUCCGCCUAACAGCGAGUUCGAGCUGGAACUUCGUGUAGGGGACAUAAUAUAUGUACAGAAGAAACGUGAUGAUGGAUGGUACAAGGGUAUGCAGCAGCGUACUGGCCGUACGGGAUUAUUUCCAGCAAGUUUUGUGGAAGCUUUCUGAGACCCGACGCAAAGUCGUCUAGUGUUAGAAACUUGUAUAUAACUUGGCCUUUCGCGUAUUUACAUAUGCAUUCGGAUUCCCGAUAGUAGUACGUAUCCGCGCGUACUUGUCGUUGGUUUUCUCGCAUUCUCCGGAAUAUCGACUUCAAAUCGAUUAACGUGUUCACGUGUGUCACGCGUAUACGUGUAUCGUAUCUUGAAAUGUGCGAUGUACAUGUGCAUGUACAGUAAUUGUAUAAACUUAAUGGGCCAUUAAUGUUGCAAUAGACAUGCACUAUCGAUGAUGCGACCGACAAUGCGUCGGGUUAACGAAUGCAUUCGCGCGAUGGGUACAAUAGGAAAUUUUAGCACGAAAUAGCUAUACAUAUUUUAUAAGUAGAUAAUGUAUAAGAAACGACAAAAGAUAUACGUCGCUGAAACAGAAUAUUCAGAACUUAUACUGCCAUUGGUUAUGUAGACAUGCGUAACUGUAACGAAAUAACGAAUUCAUUUUGCGACAUUACUGCCAUUUGCGAUUGUAAAGGAAAAAAGAAAAAUCAGUUUUCUGUUUUAAGGCUCCUGUUUUAAGAUAUUCUAUAACUUUUAAUGAUAGUGUCAGAGUUAUGGAACAGACUCAUUGCCGGCUUAUUGUGAUCAAUCAUCCAUCAUCUGGAUUGAUGAUGACGAUAUCGCUGCAAGUGAGUUAAUAGGAACCUUAAGCUACUGAUUUUGAACUUGCUAUCUUUUUCUGACACGCACACGACAUAUAAAAGAGAUUAAUAUUGGUUGUGUAACAAUAUGCUUAUGCGCAUGAAACCAUUCAUGACAAGUAAUUAAAAUUAGAAUAUUGAAAUGAAUGAAAAAAAA
Messenger RNA from Pogonomyrmex barbatus (red harvester ant), 4152 nucleotides. RefSeq names its product SH3 domain containing ring finger posh (gene POSH). Gene Ontology annotation, molecular function: protein binding; metal ion binding. Lineage: Eukaryota; Metazoa; Arthropoda; Insecta; Hymenoptera; Formicidae. The record is from RefSeq and is a predicted model, not a curated record.